Molecule: messenger RNA, 945 nt
Organism: Triticum aestivum (bread wheat)
Lineage: Eukaryota; Viridiplantae; Streptophyta; Magnoliopsida; Poales; Poaceae
Product: mediator of RNA polymerase II transcription subunit 20a-like
Exons: 4
Coding region: 113-778 (221 amino acids)
Biological process (GO): regulation of transcription by RNA polymerase II
Cellular component (GO): mediator complex
Molecular function (GO): transcription coactivator activity
Source: RefSeq, a predicted model, not a curated record
UUUAAGAUUUGCUCAAAAAAAACGCGUAAGUAAGAAGGAAUCUCAUACUACUCCCGUCCCGUCAAGAGAUCGCCGUCGCCCCUCCUCGCCGGCGUUCCCCCCGCUCGCCGCCAUGGCCCCCGCCAAGUGGCUGAUGCACUGGCACCCAAACCCUGGAGCGACGCUCAACAGCCAGAUCCUGGCGGAGGCCUGUAGCUGCGCGGAGUCCCUCGGCGGCACCAAGGACGGCCGCUGGAAGACCUCCAUCAUCUCCUGCCGCCCGAUCACACGAGACAGCAUGGGCGCCGGCGGGCGGCUGCCUCCAGAUGUGCCCGGCGAUCUCCUCGGUGUCGCGCUCCACGAGCACCCCGGACUCUACUUCUCCAUCCUCCGGACUCAUCGGCUCGUCCUACAGGCUGACGCUGCCUUCCCCCAUGUCAUGGAGAAGCUCCAGUCCUACAAGGCUCGUGUGAGCCUCGACUUUGAGGGAUUCCAAUAUCAACUGGGUGAUUUUUGCUUGAGGAUAGGUAAAUGUGCUCCUAACAAUUCUGAAACAAUGAGAGGAAUCAUAAUGGAGGUAGAGUAUUAUCCCUUAUCUUCCAUCGAAAAGUCCAGGGCAAUUAUGGUAGACUUCUUUGACAUAUGGCAGGAAACACUUGCAAAGAAGUCGCUGCCUGGUCGAUUCAUCCAUGUAGAGUCUAACUUUUCAGAGUAUGGUCUUUCAGAUCACUACUCUUUCCAGCACACCGCAGUUCAGUAUGCUACCUGCUUGCAACAACUCAUGGCUGUGAGGGCCUAGAUCCCAUAUAUAUUAGAUUUGGUUGUAUGGAUCACGAAUAUUUUCAUUGAUGAUAUGAUAAAUGAAAUUGAAAAUACAUACUCUAUGGGACGGUCAAUGACAUCUUAUAUUACAAGAUGUGGGAGUAUGAAUUAUUAAUAAAUUAUUGAGGUGAACUUUUUGUCAUG